GGAAGGAAAGUUUGGGACCUGGAAAUACCCAGUUGUCAUGGUCAUACACGGAAGCUUGGCGUGAUCCAUGAGCUGACAGGAAAUCAGUCGACAAUUGGUCGCUGACAGAGUCACUUUGAAAGCACUAACUGAAAUGGCGGUUUUGUCAGUGAAUGUUACGCGUCUAUGAUAGGACGUUCAGUCAUUACUAGAUCAGCUGAUGAGUGACAGCUGGCAUUAUUAGUCAUAUCUCAACAAACGUGACAAGAUGAUCAACGCAGAUUUAACAUCUCCAUCAAAUUCACAACACUAGAGGAACCCUUCAUCAUGCAAACAGGAGUUGAAAAGACGACAUCCCUCAGGCGACAUGUUCAGAAGGUGAAGGUCGUGACUGUUGGUGACAUGGAUGUAGGGAAAACAUGCCUGACAUUGAGGUUUAUGAAGAAUACAUUCAACGAAGACAGUCGUGGCACUGUUGGUGCUAGUUUCCUUGCUAAGGCUGUGGACAUCCCAGACAAGACUGUUAUAUUUCAGGUGUGGGACACAGCAGGACAGGAGAGAUUCCGUAGUCUUAUCCCCAUGUAUCUCCGGGAUGCCAAGGCGGCCAUUGUUGUCUAUGAUGUCACAGACCUGGAAUCAUAUAAAAACAUCAAAGGUCACUGGCUACAGAUGCUUCACAAACACGGACCCACCGAUAUUCGAGUAGCCAUUGUCGGCAACAAGAUAGACAAGAUGUCAGAGAAGGUUGUACCCACAAAGGAAGCUCAGAAAUUUGCUGAGGAUCACAGGUUUCUUUUCAUAGAGACAUCAGCUCUCACAGGAGCCAACGUAGAAAAACUCUUUUAUGAUGUUGCCCAUCUUCUGGGAGAUACUCUAGAUGACGAGGUUCCCAGUCGAGAUAGUACAGAACUGAAUGUGCAGCUCUCCGAUGAAGUUCCUCCACUUGUAAAGAGCAGGAAGAAGUGCUGUACUCAUUUGUGAUGCUGGCUCAAAUCAUGUUGUGGUACAUGCCCACCUUCAGGUAGAUUGUUAUUAUGAAGGUGGAUAGAGUAGUAAACACAGUUUAACAUACUCACAUGUGGUGUGGUCAAACUCUGCUGUGUUGAAGUUGACCAGACCUAUGUAAAUAAUUUCAGGUAUCCGAGUCUGGUCACAACAGAAACCUAUGGUUAAAUACGUGGGUCCAAACUU
Haliotis rubra (blacklip abalone) is the source of this 1170-nucleotide messenger RNA. Its product is annotated as ras-related protein RABF1-like. Bases 307 to 960 code for a protein of 217 amino acids. Gene Ontology annotation, molecular function: GTP binding; GTPase activity. The record is from RefSeq and is a predicted model, not a curated record. NCBI's taxonomy places the organism in Eukaryota, Metazoa, Mollusca, Gastropoda, Lepetellida, Haliotidae. The transcript is spliced from 6 exons.